GAUCGCGUAGCUGGGGGUGAGGGAGGCGGCAUAGAGAGUCCUUAGCAGUACAGAGAUGUUAGAGGGGUGAAGGUGGGAGAACAGGGCGCACUUUAGAUUUUUAGACAGAUGUUCUGAAAUGGACACCGUAUACACAGAGAACUAAGGACUUCAGGAGAGUUUCUGUAUUGUAAAUAACCAGAGAUAACAUUAACUCAGAUGUACUGAACUGAAUGUAUAGUAACUACGGGGAAGGUUAGAGAGCCUAUCACAAGGAUGAACGAACAAGAGAUGAAGCAGCAGAAAUAGAGCUUCCAUUUCCGAGGAGCUCAGGUCGUAUGUGCUUAGUUUGAAAGCAGCAAGUUACACGUGAAUUCUUUACGGCACUACAAGGACUGAGUACUGGCACAGCGGCUGGGCGGGGCAACGGAAGGCAAGGGGCGUGGCCCGGGUGGGCAGUGUGUGUGCUGUGUGCUGCUAGUUCUCAAGCUCCAGUUGGGACACAGUGGGGAGGGAAUGGUACUGUGUCGCUGCCUGGGGGGUGUUGAUGUCGUUCCUGACAGAUGUACCGGGAUCCUCCGAAGCCUAUUUAAAUUGGGACAUAUCACUAUUUUUUCUGCCCACCAGUGAUCGGAAAUGAACGGAUGAAGCUGCUGGUAGUGAAGCAAGGGGUUAAAAGAAUUAUGGUGUAUGUUCAUGUAUAUCCAUCACGAGUUAAGCCUCAGUGCGCACCGGCCAGUCUUGCAGUACUGGAUAUAGAAGCUGUCGCUGCGAUUUCUGGUGUCAAUUGUCUAGAAGCAGGAGACUUGUUAUUUUUGUAGUUGGGUUGUCUGUGGAAAGAGUGCAGAAUGGGGGGUAACCUUGGGUGCCAUCGGUCCAUCCCUAAGGAUCCCUCAGAUCUAUGCCAAAAGAGCCGCAAAUACAGCGCAGCGUGCAACUUCAGCAACAUCCUGGUGAGUCAGGAGAGGCUGAACAUUAACUCUGCCACUGAGGAGGAACUCAUGACCCUGCCGGGGGUGACAAGGCAAGUUGCCCAGAAUAUAGUGGAGUACAGGGAGUAUAUUGGGGGCUUCAAAAAAGUGGAAGACCUGGCGCUGGUGAGUGGUGUGGGUGCUGCCAAGCUGGAGCAGGUUAAGUUUGAGAUUUGUGUGAGCAGUAAGGGGGGGUCAUCCCAGCAUUCCCCUAAUUCCUUGAGAAAGGACACGGAAUAUGGGCAGCAUUUGUCUGCUGCCAGGUUCAAUUUGAACACUGCUUCUGCUGCCCAGCUCAUGAACCUCAGGGGGCUUACCCAGGAGAUGGUCCAAGAUAUUGUUCAGUACCGCAGUCAGCAUGGUCCACUCAAAAGCAUUGAAGAUCUGGUUAAGGUUGAAUCUAUUAGCCCAUCUUUGCUGGAUAAAAUCAGACAUCAGUUUUAUGUCCAGAGGUCUCGGCCUUCUUCCACACAUACCAACGGAGGGUUACAUUUUAUGGCAAAACCUCACCCCAGCCCAACAUCUAUAAGUCUGCACAGUGAAGAUUUGGAUUUUCCACCUGGGGGUCCUACCCAGUUUAUUUCAACUCGGCCGCCUGUGGAGUUGUUUGGUGGUGAGAGGGAGGGCAAGCCAGUGCUCAGGGUGGCAACUUGGAAUCUGCAGAACUGUAGCCUGGACAAAGCCAGCAAUCCUGGAGUGAGAGAAGUUGUGUGCAUGACCCUGCUAGAGAACAGCGUCAAGCUACUGGCUGUUCAGGAGCUGUCUGACAAAGAUGCACUGGAAAAGUUAUGCACAGAAUUAAAUCAACCAUCACUGCCUAACAUUCGUAAGUGGAAGGGAAUAAGGGGAUCGUGGAAGUGUGUUAUUUCUGAAAAGCCAUUAUCCAGCUCAAGUGAGAAAGAAGAAUAUUUUGGUUUCAUGUGGGAUGUCUCAGCUGGCAUAGAACUAAAAAAUGUUAUUUUAGCAGAAAAUAUGCAAACUAAUGGAAAUGGCAAGCACAUGUAUCUACAGCCCUACAUUGCACAUUUUAAGGUUGGAACAUGUGAUGUGGCCUUAGUGAAUAUUCACUUGUUCCCUCCAACAGUGGAAACUGUGAAGCAUCAGAAUGACACAUACAAAUCAGCAACCUUUGGCCAAACGCUGCAGGAGACCCUGAAAAGUGAGAGAGAUGUCAUCAUUAUGGGGUGUUUCAGUCUUCCAGCAGACGCCAGUGAGUUUGAUUCACUGAGAAAAGAAAAGUUCCAAAACCUGCUUCCUCCUAACACCUUUACCAAUAUUAGCACCAAGAACCCGCAAGGCAACAAGUCCCUGGACAAUAUCUGGAUCAGUAAAAGCCUAAAAAAGAUUUUUACAGGAUACUCCUUAGUUGUAAGAGAAGGCCUUACAAAUCCCUGGAUCCCAGAUAACUGGUCCUGGGGUGGAGUGGCUUCGGAACACUGCCCUGUGCUAGCAGAGUUUUACAUGGAUAGAGACUGCAACAAGAAGGAAAUGGCUACGAAGGCAAAUGGAAUGACAGCGGAACGCAAUGACACAAAACAUGAAAGAUGAAAAAAAAACAGAGUAGCUGGGUCAUUUUAGUGGAACAAGUGGGUAAUAUCCCUCAUGUGUCGACUGUAAACUUUAAAAAGGAACUGCUAUGCCUUGCACAUCUUGCAUAUUAAUGUUUGGUUUCGAAUAUCCCGCAACCUCUCAUGCUAGAACUGGAUAUUCUAGAGUAUCCAAUUGCAAUAGAACAGCUGCUGUCUGUAACUUUUCUCUGCCUUCUGUGGCCGCUUGGCUGCACAUGGACUUUUGAUAUGGAUAUACACUGUGCAAUAGAGAGAAAACGAUCUUUAUACAUUUCAGUGGGACAAUACAGAUUUCUGGGAAAGAUUUUCUUUUAUUUUUAAUGUUUUUGCUAAGCAAUGCAAUAACAUAAGACCAUUAACACUGUCAUUUUCCUUAAAAUUAAUUAAAUUACACAAAGUAAUGAAAGUACUUUUA
Xenopus tropicalis (tropical clawed frog) is the source of this 2933-nucleotide messenger RNA. It is a transcript of the gene eepd1, whose product is annotated as endonuclease/exonuclease/phosphatase family domain containing 1. The transcript is spliced from 7 exons. NCBI's taxonomy places the organism in Eukaryota, Metazoa, Chordata, Amphibia, Anura, Pipidae. Gene Ontology annotation, biological process: DNA repair. The record is from RefSeq and is a predicted model, not a curated record. Gene Ontology annotation, molecular function: catalytic activity; DNA binding. Bases 828 to 2498 code for a protein of 556 amino acids.